Messenger RNA from Pneumocystis murina B123, 492 nucleotides. RefSeq lists its product as hypothetical. The record is from RefSeq and is a predicted model, not a curated record. Gene Ontology annotation, molecular function: transmembrane protein transporter activity. The coding region runs from base 1 to 492 and encodes 163 amino acids. NCBI's taxonomy places the organism in Eukaryota, Fungi, Ascomycota, Pneumocystomycetes, Pneumocystales, Pneumocystaceae. Gene Ontology annotation, cellular component: mitochondrial outer membrane; mitochondrial outer membrane translocase complex. The transcript is spliced from 5 exons. Gene Ontology annotation, biological process: protein import into mitochondrial matrix; protein targeting; tRNA import into mitochondrion.
AUGAAGACGUCCUGGAUUAUUGGGAUUGCUUUAUCAAGCGCCCUAGCGUUUGGAAUAGGUUAUGCAAUUCAUUUUGAUUAUAAACGUCGGAAUGAUGCAGCUUUCCGGAGAAAGUUAAGACGUGAUAAGAAAAAACUUUCACGGGCACAAAAAGCUGAAUCACAACAUCAGGAGGAAGUUUUGGCCCAAGCGAUUCGUAAGGCAUAUCAUGAAGUGCAAAAAUGUACACUUCCUCAUUUAGUUGAAGAGCGUGAGCAAUUUUUCAUGCAAGAAGUAGCAAAAGGUGAAGGGCUUUAUUCUCAAGGAUCUCAUAAAUUUAUUGAAGCCGCAAGUUGUUUUUUUCGUGCUCUUAAGGUGUACCCAAAUCAAAUGGAAUUGAUGGUUAUUUACGAAAAAACAAUACCUAAGGAAGUGAAUGCUAUUAUUGUAAAAUUGCUUCAACUAGAUGAAAGUACUAAUGCUUCUAAAAAUAUAGAAGAGACUCUUGAAUGA